AUGGGGCUAGAGUCUAUCGAGGAUGCAAAAGGGAAGGAGCGUGGUGAGGAUAGAGCAACGCCGAAGGGGCAGGCAGGAGCGAGAGAAGCAGGAUCGGGGAAGGAGAAACACAGGUCUGAGGUCAGCUUGGUGCAGCACAACAAUGGGCGAGAGCGCGGCACUGGUCUCACAUCAAGCGAGACGUCGGCAGACGAUGGAAGACGAGACUCGGCCCUCGCUUUGGGUCUGCCGCGACAUAUUGAGGGAUCAACAAGGCGAGAAGCGGCUCAAAAGGCGAAGCGGGCGAACGUGUAUACUGUGAAAGAGAAGGGGGCGCAGAGGCAGGCUGAAAACUACAACAUACACAUUUACACAUUGCAGAUUGAGGUACCACCAAAGUCGACGACCAGACCAUUUUGGGACACUCUUCACGAUGAUGUUCCUCAAUCCACUUUUGGUGUAAAAUGUCUUGCAGAUUACCGGCUAGAGAAGGACAUUGCAGGACUUGUAUCGACGGGCUGA
Molecule: messenger RNA, 501 nt
Organism: Sporothrix schenckii 1099-18
Lineage: Eukaryota; Fungi; Ascomycota; Sordariomycetes; Ophiostomatales; Ophiostomataceae
Exons: 2
Coding region: 1-501 (166 amino acids)
Source: RefSeq, a predicted model, not a curated record